CCUACAUGAUUUUUAAAGCUGUUAUGAUGAAUAUCCAAACACUUUGUUUUUCAUUCCGGAAGUUGUAAUUUUUAACAUCACAACAAUGGAAUUGUCUUCAGUGACAUUUGAAUUAGCCUACAAUUUGCAGAUUGAAAUAAAGCUAAUACAAUCUGGUCGCGCUCAGAGAGGAGUACUCCUCCAUGUUGACGCUUAAGCUACUAUCAGACGACAGUAUUAGCCAUCAGAAGAAGCUUUUGCACAGAUCAUUUUCAACUUGACUUGUGUAUCACUCCCAACUUCCUUACUACAGGUAUGGGCAAGAAAACUGUCCCCAUUUAUACUUUUCUACAGCGGGUUUAAAAUUCUGCAGCUGAGGUCUUGAAGAUUCAGAUGGGGGACGAGACGCGGCAGAGGGUCAAGUUCACGGACGAGCGGGUCUGCAAGAGCCAUCUCCUGAACUGCUGUCCACACGACAUCCUGUCUGGAACACGUAUGGAUCUGGGGGAGUGUUCCAAGAUCCACGACCUGGCUCUCAGGGCAGACUAUGAGAUUGCCUCUAAGGAAAGAGACCUGUUCUUUGAGCUUGAUGCUGUGGACCACCUGGAGUCAUUUAUCGCUGACUGCGACCGGAGAACAGAACUGGCCAAGAAGCGCCUGGCUGAGACUCAGGAGGAGAUCAGUGCUGAGGUGGCAGCAAAGGCGGAGAAGGUGCACGAGCUGAACGAGGAGAUCGGGAAGCUGCUGGCCAAGGCCGAGCAGCUGGGAGCCGAGGGGAACGUAGACGAGGCCCAGAAGGUUCUACAGGAAGUGGAGAAGGUUCGCAGCAGGAAGAAGGAUGCAGAGGAGGAGUACAGGAACUCCAUGCCCGCCUCCAGCUUUCAGCAGCAAAAGCUCCGGGUGUGUGAAGUGUGCUCCGCUUACCUUGGUCUUCACGACAACGACCGUCGCCUUGCCGAUCACUUUGGUGGGAAACUGCACCUGGGGUUCAUCCAGAUCAGGGAGAAACUGGACCAGCUAAAGAAAACGGUUCUGGAAAAGCAGGAAAAGAGAAACCAGGACCGGCUGAGGAGGAGAGAAGAGAGGGAGAAGGAGGAGAUGAAGAAAAAAAGCACCAGCACCAGGUCAAGGAGCCGGGAGCAUAGAAGGUCUCGCUCCCGAGACCGCAAAAGGCGACGCUCUCGGUCCUCCUCCCGAGAGAAGAGGCGAUCCCGUUCCAGGGAGAAGGAGAGGGAGAGGGAGAGGGAGAGGGAGAGGGAGAGGGAGAGGGAGAGGGAGAAGGAGAAGGAGAGGGAGAGGGAGAAGGAGAGGGAGAGGGAGAAGGAAAGGGAAAAGGAAAAGGAGAGGGACAGGAGAAGGCGUCACCGCAGUCGCUCUCGGUCCCGCAGCCGGGGCCGCCGUCACAGCCAUGAGCAGAGCUCCAGACACAAGUCCUCUCGUGACAGAGAGCGCUCCUCAAGGGACCGAUCCCGCGAGCGCGACAGGAGGGACGGCAUCAACGGCAGGACGGACUCCCGUCGGGCGGACGACAGGGACUCUGGGGACUUUUGAAGACCCCCUCGGUCCUCCCUCACCCACACACUACAAGCCCUUCUGUGUCUCCCAUUAACACAUGUUCAGACCUGCAGUGAAUCUAUGAAGGAUGCUGUCUUGUCUUUGUAUGAUUCCCCUUUUUACGUUUCCCCUAAUUGAAAAUCCAUAGAAUUUAACUUUCACAGCUAUUCCAAGCAUCUUACUUGUAAGAUUCAUAUCUAAUCGUGUAUGACAAAUGGCAACGUAUGCUGUAUAUGUUUUAUACAGUAUAUACACGUAUCAUACAUGCCUUAUUUUUUUUUGUAAUCAAUGUAUAUCUCUGGCUUUAGAUUGGGGGAUCAUAAUUAUUAAGAGUGAAAUGUAAGGCUUGUCUAAAUUGGUGGCUAUUUAGACAUUUCAUUAAAUUACACUAUGUAUAGCUACUCUAGAAAUUGAAUUUCCAGUAGUGGUGGGAACAUUUGGCUUUCCUGUUCAUUUGGUGACAUUUGGGUGAAGAAAACGGUCCCUUUUUAAACAACAUUUUAACUUUAGUGGCGCUUUCCAUUGUUUUGUGCUUUUUCAUUUCUGUCAUUUGAUAUAGACUUGCCCUUAAGUCAUUUAACCAUUACCAAUAGUGUUAUGUAACGUUUGGUUUCUCUAGCAAAUAUGUUUGUGUCAAUUUACCAGUUUAAAUUGAAAUACAAUAAACCAUAUUAUUUAUGUUA
Hypomesus transpacificus is the source of this 2216-nucleotide messenger RNA. It is a transcript of the gene luc7l, whose product is annotated as LUC7-like (S. cerevisiae). Gene Ontology annotation, biological process: mRNA splice site recognition. NCBI's taxonomy places the organism in Eukaryota, Metazoa, Chordata, Actinopteri, Osmeriformes, Osmeridae. The coding region runs from base 373 to 1530 and encodes 385 amino acids. Gene Ontology annotation, cellular component: U1 snRNP; U2-type prespliceosome. The record is from RefSeq and is a predicted model, not a curated record. The transcript has 10 exons. Gene Ontology annotation, molecular function: mRNA binding.